GCAGGCUGGAGCUGGCGGUGCUGGGGCCCGGAGACAUCUGCUCAGAGGCCAGCGUGCUCGGAGAGGAACGUCAGCCGCACAGCUGCGUCGUAGCCUCCAGCACGGGCCUCGUCACGCUAUCCCUUUCCGCCUGGGACCUACGUAAACUCGUACAUCCUGCCGAUCUACAAACACUCCGGGAGCACUUUGCACAGCGCUACAACGAACGAUCCAACCGACUGGCGGUUGCAACUAACUUGGCAAACAUGUCAGCGGUUGAUCUGGGUCGGAUUCAAGGCGAAGAAGGGGGGUCCCAGCAGGCCCCGGCAGGUGGUGGUAUCGAAGGUACCGCUGCUUUUGGUGGUGGUUAUGAUGCCGGUGGCGCUUUAUCGGCAAGGAAGCGAAGCAGCGGCAGUGGUGCUGCUGCUGGAGGGGGCAGUAGCACGAGAAGCGGCAGCAGCGGCAGCGGCAUUAGCAGCAACGUAGGAC
Messenger RNA from Astrephomene gubernaculifera, 468 nucleotides. NCBI's taxonomy places the organism in Eukaryota, Viridiplantae, Chlorophyta, Chlorophyceae, Chlamydomonadales, Astrephomenaceae. The record is from the annotation of a GenBank genome assembly.